GGUGGUCCAAACUAUGUAUGGCACAUUGAUGGCUACGACAAGCUUAAGCCAUUUGGAAUCGCAAUCAGUGGAUGCAUUGAGGGGUUUUCCAGAAAGAUGAUAUGGCUUGAAGCUUACAAAACAAACAAUGAGCCAAAGAUCAUCGCUGGCUACUUCAUUGAUGCUGUUAUCAAUGCUGGAAGAACUUAAUGAGGUUGUAUUGACUUGGAACAACCACAGAGUCCGUCUAGUCCAUAACUCACGAUCACCCCAUGUACGUCCCUCCAUAUGACAUGCAGUCCCUCAUCUGUACGGAGGCAGAGAGUGUUUGCAGUCUGUGGACCUGGAGAAGGUUCACGUCUGCCUUGACGAGUGUGUGUUCAAGGACUUCCCAUGUGAUGAAGAUGUGUUCCAUAUCUGUGUGGACCUCAUGUCAGAGUAUAACCUGACAUUAACAAAUGAUGUGUUUGAAACCAUUGACCUGUACAUCCAACUCAGACAGCUGAUGAACAAUGAACUAGAUCUAGAUCAUUAACUUUCCUGGGCUAGUGUCACAAUUUAUAUUUCAUAUUAUAUUAUUAUAUUAGUUUCCUGUUUAACUCCCGGACAAAUUGAAAUAUACAUACUGAUUGCAAUUGUCAGAAUUAUAACAGGUAUUUUCGGAGCGUCAUGAACUGCAUUGUUGUACAAACGGUAGUUUAGCUGCAAAGACUGAUUCACGUUACAAUUAGGCUAUAUAUACACUAUCUAACGUUUACAAAAUUCACCUGUAAUAGUUACCUUAUUUAGCACUGCAUGUCGUUUGCACGGUGGGGGCAGCAGGUGAUGAAGGGACCUUUGAAGACAGCGCCACUGUAACGCAUGCGCACUUCUUAUCUCAUAAUUAUGACUUUCCAUUGAGAUUUCUUUCUUUUUUUACUGGUGGAAAUAGGCUUCCAUAGAUAUCACACUAAGGUCCAGAUAUCCAUAAAGUCUCUAAAGACAGUGUAGCCCUGUAAAUACUGUAAAUAAUCAGGUUUGGUACAGUGCUUUACAAUAAUCUGUUUAUUUACAGCUUCUCACUAAACACUGAAUUUAAAAACAGUACUUGAGCUUUAAAGUAAAAUGUUACACAUGUUAAACAAUCACAUUAAUGUAUUUGUAAAAUACACAAGGGACAUAAAUGACAGUGUUAUGUCUGUGUGGAGUUCAGGGUGUGAGGUGUGACUACCUUUGUGCGCAUUGUGCUUUCUGUGUCCUUAUACACAGUUUUCAACUCGACCACUUCCCUUUUACCUUAACUCUCUUCCUUUACAGAAAAUGUCUGUGAUGAAAAAGAAGCAGUCAAGAAUACGUACAGUUGUAAUUAUCUACAGUAAAUAUGGACCUUUCUCAUUUUUAGGGCAAUAAAUAUAGAUGGUAGAGACGGGACAUAAACUCCUGUUCACAGCACAAUUCAAUUAAAACUUUCCAAAAAUGUCUUUUUACAAUUCAUAAUUGUUUUGUAGUGACACAAUGAGACACACAGUACAAUGUGUAUUGCAGUGAAGUGCUACACAUUUACAUUAUUAACAAAUGAACAACAAUGUAUGUGCUCCAACUCAAAUGACAACUUGGCAGUUGUAUCUGGUUUUAUAAAAUGGUCCCACUCACGCUGCAGUAAGAAAGGUGUGAUCUCAUCUCUACUGUGCAAGAAUGACACCUGCCCACAAAGUUUCCGUUGUGGGAGUUAAGUUGACUACAAAAUGUGGCAGGGUGGGCAAUCCUCGGCACACUGUUCAGCAUUUACAGCACAAUGACCAUGAUCCACGCGUACUGCAUUAUAUGCUUCUUCCAGCUGCUCUCCUCCACUGAGGCUUCUGACAGCGGCAUAGUAGGUGGGAAGGUUGCAAAGCCUCAUUCCAGACCCUACAUGGCGUCACUCCAGUUUUAUGGAAAACAUUCAUGUGGCGGGAUACUUAUUCGGAAAGACUUUGUUCUAACUGCAGCACACUGCAAAGACACUCAGAACAUGAUGGUGGUACUUGGAGCACAUGACCUAAGCAAGAAAGAGAAAAGUCAGCAAUGUAUCGAAGUUGCUAAAUACCAUCCACAUCCAAAAUUCACUGGAGAAUAUGAUUAUGAUAUCAUGUUACUUGAGUUAACAAAGAAUGCCACACUGAAUAAGUAUGUGAAGACCAUCGGACUACCUAAGAAAGAUGGGAAAAUCCCCGCCAACAUUAAGUGUGCCGUUGCUGGCUGGGGCCAAACUGGAGCCAAUAAACUUGCCUCAAAUGUGCUGAAGGAGGCUACAGAGAAGCUGCAAUUCAGCUUUGAGUGCAAAAAUAUAUGGAGAAAAUUCUUCAAUGCUAAUCAAAUGAUCUGCACCAAAUUUGACAAAAAGAACGGAGGCGUUUGCCAGGGUGACUCCGGAGGACCACUGAUCUGCAACAGCAAGCCUCAGGGUCUCACAGCUUUUACCUUGAAAAGUGACUGUAGUAAUCCCAAGUUUCCCCAUGUCUUCACUAAAGUUCCUUUCUUUGUCCCCUGGAUUAAGACAGUGAUGAAGGGAUUGGGGAAUGCUGCAUGACACUUUUGAAAAAUGAAUUCAUGAAGAUGGUAUAUGUAAAUGUUUAGCAUGCAAAAAAACAUGUAACAAACUAAAAUAUGGAAUAAUAAAUGUUGCAGAUUCAA
Messenger RNA from Cottoperca gobio, 2631 nucleotides. Its product is annotated as granzyme F-like. Gene Ontology annotation, molecular function: serine-type endopeptidase activity. Gene Ontology annotation, biological process: proteolysis. The record is from RefSeq and is a predicted model, not a curated record. NCBI's taxonomy places the organism in Eukaryota, Metazoa, Chordata, Actinopteri, Perciformes, Bovichtidae. Bases 1754 to 2527 code for a protein of 257 amino acids. The transcript has 6 exons.